Messenger RNA from Xyrichtys novacula (pearly razorfish), 25578 nucleotides. NCBI's taxonomy places the organism in Eukaryota, Metazoa, Chordata, Actinopteri, Labriformes, Labridae. The record is from the annotation of a GenBank genome assembly.
AUGCGUCUCCCUGCGUGCCACUCCCACACCACUAUGAACUGUGAGCAGGACUUUGGAGAUGGGGGCUUGGGAGUGACCCUCACACUACGACUGCUCAUGCAUGGAAAGGUACGAGGCUCCUGCCCUCAUUGUGCAUGAAUGAGUGAGUGCAUGCUGAGGCACUUUGGGCUCUCUUAGGCACAAGAUUUGCCGACACGUCAUAAAUGAUAAAGCGAGUUCGUAGAGGUGGUAAAUUAUGGAAUGUUGCUAUAAAAAUUAGAAGUGGCUUUUUGUGAGAUUGUCUUAAAGAUUUGUAAUUUCCUUUCUCUUUUGACUUAUAGGAGGUAGGCAGCAUCAUAGGAAAGGUGAGUAUUCUUAAUUCUAUUCUAUUUUAUGAUUGUUUUACAUAGAAGUGUAUGUGUUGGUGGAAAUCUGUCAUGGAAAUUGUUAAAAAAAAAAAAAAAGCUGUUUCUGAAGCAGACAAUUAACAACAACAACUAUUACUCACUUCUACUCAGUUACAAAUGACUUAGUGGAAAUAGUCUUGAUGCUGAUGUUCUGGUUUGCUUGUGCAGCUUGUAUGCAGACAUCAACUCUAAACAGGUGCUUUAAACAGGGUUCCUAGACAAGUGUGAUAAGUAUGGAAAUAAUUUGAUUAAUUUCCAGGUCUUAAAAAGUAUGGUAAAUGAAAAAAAAAGUAUGGAAAAAUAUUUAUGUUAACAUACUAUAUUACCACAGUCAUAAAAUACUGUUUUCUAUUAUAGAAAAGUAGGUAUUUCCAAAUAUAAGUCUAAAGAGUAGGGUAUGGAAAAGUAUGGAAAUUUCAACUGUGUAGGACCCUGAUUAAAGGGCUUUGAUUUUUUAGGUUUUCAUAGCUUUUGCAAUGUUUUAUUCUCUGACAUCUAUUCUACAGUGAAUUUAAAGGAGAAACAUUUCUAAGCAGCAAUUGUAAUAGAUUAAGAAUUAUACAUAGAAUUAGAGUUGUAUUCAGCUGGCUUAGGCUUUUAGUUUAACUUUAUUAUAGUCCAUAAAUGGGCCCCGUGUUCACUGAAAUAUACCAAAGGAGAAAGUCAUGAAUUAUACCGUCAAAAUGUUCAAGCCUGAGUUGCUGCAUCACAUCCCUCUCAGAGUCCAGCUCUGUGGAUCUGGAAUCUUUUCAUUUCUUCACUAAUACAGUUUAACAUUUUGUAAUUUUGAUUUAGGUUCCAGAGAGGUCUGUAUUUUUCCUCCAGCUGUGCCCUGAAUAGUCAUAGCAGGAUCAGGCUGGACUCCCAUUUAUAAAUAUUGGAUACUGUUUAGAGGGUUAAGCUGCAAUCGUUUCAUUAAAGUGUUUUUCUGUGUGUGUGAUUUUAGUAGUAAUCAGUGAUAAUAAUCUUUUGUCUUUAUCCAGACGAGGUAAAUUUGCUUGUGUAAAACCUUCAGUACAUUUAUGACUAUUUUUUAUUGCUCUAAGCCGUUUAUUUUUGAGAAAAGACCCUUUAUAGAUUUAUAGUAAGCCUUUAUAAAAAAUAAUUUCCUGUUUGCCUUGAUUCCCCUUUUUUAAAACCAACACAUUGCACAAAGCCGUCCAAAAAAACAAUUGCUCUUUUGAAUAUCCCAGUCCUGAAUGUAAUUGCCUUAUAUCAAAACCUCUUAAGGCCUCCGCCACCCCCUCCACCACCCGUAAUGCAGCACAGUAAUCCAUCAAACAAAAACAUCAGUGCAUUGAAGGCAGGCCCCCUGUUGAAACUGAGCUCCUAAGAUGUAUUACUGUUGGCCCCUUGUGGCACUUUUAGCGUCUGUCUGUGGAGGGGGGGGCAGGCUUCUUGUGUUGCUUCAGUGGCUCCUGCUAUCACGCCCUGUAAUACAACACCUACAAAAGACAUCAAUAGAAGCAGGAACAGGGACGAAUGAUGAAAAAAACAAGUGCUGGAGAGAAAUGUCACAAUGGAUGCCGCAAUGUGUUGCAGAAAUCAGGAGCAAAUAGAGACUGAAAGGAAAAUGGAGAGAUGAGCUUGGCACACACCGUGCAGCUCGACAGAGAGACACUUGAUCUGCAGUACUCGAGCUAAUAACUUGCCACUCUAAGCUCCAAGCUUUUCCUCCCGUGCUUUCUCUUUGGCAAACCUCUUAUCACCCUCCCAUCAUUACAAGACCAACACCAAAGUAAGGAUGGACUUUUCCUUAAAAAAAAACACACAGUGAUGUGACACUGUUUUGAUGCUACUGUAAGGAAGUAGUCUUUAGUUGCACAAAGGUACGAACAGAGGUGUGACAGCUUGAACGCACAAAAGCCAAAAAGAACCAGGAGGAAGAAGAAGCCGAAAAACCAACAGAGGACAAGAUGUUGACGAAAUGUUCUUGUCCCUGGCAGGAGAUCUCUGAGCACACUCCCUAUUCAGCCAUCUGGGAAUUACACACAGCGCUACGUUUGAUAUACUUUAGAGGCUUUGAAGCUCUUUUUUAAAAUCUCUUCUGCAAAAUUCUCGUCAGAUUUGUGUGGUUUUAAAUGUCAGGUUUCACUUAGAGGUCAAGGAAGACAUUUUAAACAAGGCACAUUUGAUUCAAUUAAAGCCUCUCUCUCUCCAUCUCCUCUUUUCCAGAAAGGGGAGACAGUGAAACGAAUACGAGAAGAGGUAAGAAAACUCCCAAUAAGUAACUUUUCAUCAUGUCCUCUAAUAUAUAUUUUUAGAGUACUGUCUUUUUCUUUGACUGCAGCUGGAAAAUCCAUGUCAAAAGGUGUUUAAUACUGUUUCAGCUUUCUAGCAUGUGUAUGUAUUAAUAAUGGUACUCCUCUGUUUGUCUGAAAACACCCUGAACAGCAACAUUGUCAAACUUGCCUCCUGGGCGACAACAGCACCUUUUCAAUUUAAAUCAUCCCUCCUCAUGAUUCUCUUCCUUAUCUCUGGCUGCUUUCUCACUAAAUCCCUUUUCUUUCCUUUCUUCCCUACAACAACUUCCUUUUUAUCUCUGUUUGCCCCUCCAUUCUCUCUUUAUAAAUCUCAAGGGUACAGCCAAACUAAUACCGCUUGGUUAACUCUUUGUAUUAAAACGUAAUUAGGCUGACACUGUGCUACUACAUUUGAUUCUCUGGCUGUGAGGUCUUAAUGUUUUACUUUAUGAGGCAGAAGGAUAAACAGAGGAGGAGUGAGGUCACGGGACGAUACAGCCUUGAAGAACGGCUGGGUGAACCGCUCGUCCGACCAUUCACCCGUUCAUUCAUUCAUCCGGCUUGUUAUGAGCAUUUGUUACAUCUCAACUGUACGGCCCUCAACCUGUCACUCACUCCUCCGGGGCCUUGAAGCCUCAGAGGGAGCAUGACUCAGUGGAGUGACCGGAGAAAAUGUCACAGAGGUUGGGGCACUGUCCUGUGUCUUCUCAUGUGACUAUAACUCAGAGAAACACAAGGGCACAAACUGGAAGAGGGGGAGGGGAGGAGGAUUGAUCGUCUGAGGGCGAAACGGAGAAGAGACUAUGAGAUAGUCUCUCAGAGACACAGAAAUGUGCUGUUUGGCUUCUCCUCUCUCCUACUUUACUUCCUGUCACUUGACUUGACUCGACUCUGCACUGUAAAACACCCCUCUCGCUGCUUUCAGAUCUUUUUAUAGUUGAUAACAUGGCCACAAUAAGAUGAACAAAAUGGUUGGCUAUUUUAGGAGAUACUGCGUACUUUCUUUCCGAGAACAGUACCACUCACGUGUUGGUACAGUAACUACAUUCAAACCUAGUUGGCACUUUAGAACACUAAAGAAGACAGUUAGCUUGGUUUAGCAUGAAGCUAACUCAGAAUAGCUGAUGAUAAAUGAGGAAAAAACAGUUAGCAGCUCAUUAGCUUGGUUUAGCAUGAAGCUAAGUCAGAAUAACUUAUGAUAAAUGAGGGAAAAACAGUUGGAAGCUCAUUAGCUUAGUUUUGUUGAUCUGCUUUUGUUGAGUCUUUUUAUAAACAAAUAAAUAGGCUUUAGAUCAUGUUUACUCAGCUCAGCAUCAGAAGAGAUAUUACAAAGGAAACAAAGUAUAGACUGUAUAUAGAAUGGACGUCUUCUGUCUUCCACUGGGCGAAACCUCCACGAGAACAGCACCCCCUGGUGACUGGUUGUAAUAUAAGUCAUAAACCCCGCCUCCUAUAACAAAAUGAAUAGAGCUGUGGACUAACUUUAAAAAUUAUACAUGAGUCAUAUUCAUUUUCCUAACCCCAGGUUGCGUUGACAUGUAUUUAUUGUUAAACUGGUUUGUGCUAAAGUCCUUUUUUUCUGUGCAGUUUCAUUUUUUUAAAGUUAUGAGGUUAUAAAAACAGAAUAUGACAUAUUUUUGAGAGAGAGAAUAUUUUUGAGAAGAUUUCUUCUUUUUUUUUUAGGACAUCCUGGGGUGCACUGUUUGAGCAGAGUGUCAUCACUGCGACUCUCCCUCUGAACUAGUGCUGUUUUCCACUUUUUUCCUCGAUGAAGACGUGACGUUAAUGAGCUAAACAUAAGUCUUACAUGAUUAAAAUGUGACGAGACGAAUGUGCGUUUACGUUGACGAGACUAGAUGAAAACGUUAGUGGUGGACGACAAACAGAGUUGCAAAAUUCAUGAGCAUUUCGUCAGUCAAACGCUAAACAUAUAUUCUGCAGUGUUGUUUUGACGAAAUAUUUUCGUCAACAUCAUUGUCAACUAAAACAACACUGCUCUGAACGAUAAUGCACAAAUGCUCAAAGAAGGUAUGGGGUUGAGAAUUCUUGUUAAAGUAGUUCAUCUGUAACUUUUAACCUGGGCUUCAUUUGAUAAAAAGUAAAAAAUGAAAAACUAUAUCACCAAAAGUGUAGAGCAAAAGAGGAUAAGGGCCAUUUUUUUGUUUUGAGUUUUAUUUUAUUUAUUUAUUUCUUGAGAUGUCAAAUAUAACCUGGUUAAUCUGAGCAUUGACUGACCCAGUUGACCUCUGUCCCCACAGAGCAGCGCUCGGGUCAAUAUCUCAGAGGGCUCCUGUCCGGAGAGAAUCAUCACCAUCACUGGCUCCACAGACUGCGUCUUCAGAGCUUUCACCAUGAUCACAUACAAACUGGAGGAGGUAACUGUCCCUGUAAUGUCAGCAAGUGAAUGCCAUCACACACACAGAUGAAAAUGUUAUAACCAGGACAGGAGGGAUUAUGUCUCACAGGGUUUUUACAAAGGAAACAAGUGUGGAUGUAGCCAGACACUACGGACCCUUUUAGUGUGUGAGUAAACAGUAUUUAGUUUGAUUGUGGUGAGGAUUUUAGCUAAAGGAAAAUAAAUAUCCUUCAGAAACAUUGGUUGGCCGGUUUUCUUGGCUUGUUUUUGACAAGAUAGUCCAGGUUUCAGGUUUCUGUGAUUAUGGGAGACAGGAGAAAUCCAAUAUUGCUCUUAAAAUAUCUCCAAUUUCCGGUUAGAGGGUAAUGAUCACCCUUCAUACUCAAAAUGUCAUCCAUCAAUAGAAUACACCCUUGCUUUUAUUUCCUUUAACCAAAGUUGUCUUUGUUUUUGUUGGCAGGCAGUGGCAGCUGGUACAAGGUAGAAUUUCAGUUCUGAGACAUAUUACUCCUGCUAUUCUAGCACCAAACAACAUCAUUUCCAGACUCCUCUGUCACCCUGUAGCCUGUGGUGGCGAGCAAGCCCGUUUCUGCCUCCAGUUUUGUUUCUUUUGCCUCCAGCUAAUACCGUGAGGUCAUUAUGGCGGCGGUCCUAAAAGGGUCUGCAUGUACCAAGCCUUUAAAAGUUGUCAAAGUCUUCUUGGGGCCUGAGGAGUUUGUUUGUGAGAGGUAAAAAGACGCCAUUUCACCAGGUUAUUACAAGAAAUCAUUUCCUGAGCUUCAUCUCAACAUCACCACUAAUGGGCUUUUAUGGCUAUCGAUUAUACUCUAAACUGAAGUGAUGGAAGGAAAAAUUUAGCUGUGUUUCAUAGCACUGGAUGUGCUUUCAGAUAAGAUUACAGCACAGAGGGAAAUUUAGGAUAAGUGGAUUUAGCUGCUGCUAUAGAUGCAUUUGAAAGUAGGUGUAAGACGCUGGUGGUGUGAUGUGAAUUGUACAGUAAAUGAGUCAUCUGUUGGGCUAUUUCACCUUAACCAAUGUGUAGUUCACCGUCAGUGGGAGUGUUAAUGAAACUAAUUUGUAUCUGUUAUUGAGAGGGAUUUGUACAUCUUCUCAUCUUCUGCUAAUGAGCUAUAGACGAAGAGUUCCUCCUGCUAUUAAUCUCCAUGGUGACUGUCCAUCAGCGCGCUAAUUAAAUGGCAAAGUGAGGAGCUGUCUUCACUCUGAUUUAGCAUCACAGCGGACUCUGGCAAUGAAACAGGUGUUCCCUGCUCAGGUCGACAGCCUUCAGUAAACACACGCUGGCUGGGAGCACAGAGCAGGAUUCAUUAAAGAUCGCUCACACUCACCUCUUUUCAACCCUGGACCUCUUGUGUUUCCAUGGAAACGCGUUGGCUGACCCACUGCGUGCCUUUUCCACCAUAGUUGAGUUAUUGUUUGUGUGACACCUUUAAUUAAAAACAAAGAGAAAUAAUCUGCUUUUUGGCCACAGAGUAUUGGACUUGGCGUUUGUUUCUGUCUCAAUAGUUUAUGAGUACACAGGAGCACAGGCUCGCUUAGUUCUUUUAUUUGGCAGUCGAUCAUUUGUGCAAAUUGUGCAUGUUUUUUCUGAGCUUUAUGGAUGAAGUGCUUCCUGACUGCUGCCACAUGAGUGCUGCUAGGUUAUGCAAAUGAUCUCAUCAUGUAAAAAGAUAUCCUAAUGAAGCUGUAGAUAUGUAAAAGUAGCAUGCAUGUAUUUUGUUUUGAGACGUUGAGGCACAGCAUACAUGAAAGCAACAUAAUCUAUCUGCAUUUGGGUUCUAACCCAGCAGCAAUAUAAUAUGCUUUAGGGAUUUGAGCCCAGCGGCUCUUUGUGUGAGCAGUGCUCUUAUAACCCGCUGUCUUAUUUCCUCCACUUCACUCUUUUUUGCAAGGAUGGCACAGUGAAGUAUGAGAACUUUCACAGUUGUUAAGAUGUGGCUCAUAUUUUUAGAUCAAAUCCGGAAAAUGACGCCCAGAGUCUUAUGAUUGUACAGGCGAGCUACUAAUGAGACGAGACGUCAGAGAGCCUGAUCUGCCUGACUAAAUAUAGACACAGAGCAGAGAAGCAAAAGAGCCACAUCAGAAUCUGCUUUUCAAAUUCAAAGUUUACGGUUAUUGGAAACAUUAUGCAGCUCUCUUCAUAAGUAAAAUCCCCUGAGGUUACGCAUCCACACUGUCCCCUUCUUAAGUCAAACUCUGCAUUUCACUGCAAACAUUAACCGUUCAAAAACAAGCAGCGUGCUUUGCAUUCUGUCACACAUUUGUUGUGGGUUGAACUCUGAUGGGAAGAGAGACAGCGCGGCGUAUUUACAUUUCAAAGCUUCACAGAGAUGCACAGUUCAUUAAUUAAAAGCUCAAUCUCCACCCACCCAGCAGAGACACAGGAUGUUUGCUACCUGCACUGUAAAAACACAACACAGUGAGCUUCCUGAUCCAAAUACUGAUUAGAUACAGGUUUUAACUCACUAAUAUACAGCACACAUAGACACUGGAUGGUGUAUGAAUAUUACUGUGAACUGUGAGUAUCAGGUCAUGUAAGCUGCAUUUAUUUUUUUAGUUGUCAAGGACCGAGCCUCUGCAUUCGAUUUCAUUUUCUCAAAGGUUUAUGCCAUUAAAUUAUGUAAAGCAGGACCGUCACCAUAGUGGUUUUAUUAAAAUGGGACACUUAAGGAUUUGCCUUUUCAUUUUUCUUUGCUUAUAAAAACCCCUUUUCUCUUCACUGCAUGUUAAACAUUCAACUUUAAAGGAAUAAUUCAACAUAAUAUGACGAAAACAAGAAGUAGAAAUGACUCUGAUAUAGUUUAAAAGCAUCAAUACUCUCAAUAAGCUGUCUGAAAGGAAACAUGGGAGAAUCGUUCUUUUACAGUGUAAGUACCUUUACUCUUAUUUUCAACUGCAGAUGGACUGAAAGAAAUGAAAACCAGAGUAAAAUACUGUGUGGCUGUAUCAGGAUCCUGGAACCUUCAAGUGACUUUUCUGAUAUAAAAAAGACUUUUCUGAUAAAUGCGCACGUUUAUCUGUUUUGAAAAGGCCUCACCAAAGAGAAAUCCCAAGGUUACCAGUUUCAGGUUGCUCGUAGACAGAAGGAUACAUGAACAAUGUGAUGUGGCUCAGUGUUAUUCAGCCGGAUGAAGGGCACAAAGUGCGGUUUUUGCUCAAUAACGUUGCUGCAAUUAAUGUUUUCCCUUCAUGGACAUCGCAGCAGCAGCAGCACACGUGAGGAUUGUACAUCCUUCUCAGACCCCACACUAGACUGGAUUUUCUACAUUAUCAGUCCGCCUCCUGGUUUCCUUCAUACACUGGAAGAAUCCACAUGCAGAAGUUAAUUAGGUGCAAAUGCAGGAUUGCUCUUUGCUCGCUCUUCCUCCCCACUCAGGCUUCACCUGCCAUUUCCAGUAUAGAUCCCAUUGGCUUUUUUUUUUUCUGUUGUUCGAUUCGUUUGAUGCAGUUUAAAUUGAGCUUGGCUGCUUCUCAUAUGUAUGGCGCCUGCUUAGGUCCUCACAGUGCUGAGGCAUUGCUAAUAGGCAGUGAUGUGUUGAUUUGGCUCAACAUGAUUCGGCAUAAUUGGCGAUUCACUCUCUUUUUUUUUUUUUUUUUUCCCCGUUUGAUUUCCAAUAUUCAAAACAGUCAGCCAAGUGCUCAAUGAUUGAAGACUUGAUGAAACUGAAAUCAAAAGUGAGUUUGGAUGAAUGUGAAUCCUAAAUUGUUGAAUAAAAUUAGCUCGAUUCUAAAUCAGUGCCUGCACAGUCCUAAUUGUCGGAGUUAAUCCCUCCAGUGGCUUUUCUCUCUCCAUAUCCACCUUCACCCUCGCUGCCUGAUCAGUUCCACUGGGAAUCUCUUUCCUCUUUCUAUUCCACCACUCACCACUUUCCUUCUUUGCUUAUAUCUCCCUCCAGGACCUGACUACACUGGUGGCCAACGGCACCAUCAGCUCCAAGCCACCAGUCACCCUGCGGCUGGUCAUCCCUGCCAGCCAGUGUGGCUCCCUCAUUGGGAAGGGAGGGGCAAAGAUAAAGGAGAUCAGAGAGGUGAGCAGCCAGAACGCAAAUCUACUCCAUCCUCCUCUGCCAGGAAGGUCUAACAGUGAAAUAUGAAGAGAACAAAGCUGCUCCCACAGAUGAGGGGAAAAAAAAACUGCAGCUGUGAGGAAGAGAUAUAUCAUUCACCACAAUUCCGCUCUUUCUACCCUGCUGUGCUUUUGCCCUAUUAGAGUGUAGGUCCUACCGCUUGCACUGGUACGUUUUAGAUAUGCAUUUGAUUCAGAACUACUGCAGUCCAGGCAUAUUCAUAUUCAAAAGUUAAAUGAUCUCAUUUAUCUACCGCAAAAAUUAGUUUAUAAUAAUGAAUCUUUGACUUCUGUGUCUUACGAUAUUAUACGAUGCAUGAUCCGUUCGAUUAUCCCUCUAAGAAAACAUGAAAAUUAACAACGAACUCUACAAGAUUUACAUCAAACACCAAAAAAGACGAUGCAUUUACAGUUGCUACAGUAUAAAAAGCUUAGAGCUAUUUUAGCAAUUAUGUGCUGCUACAUUUUAGGUCACUUGGGGCUCAUGUAUCUGAUGUUGUUGUCAAGUACUGUCAAAAGUAGUGUGUUGAAUUACGUUUUUUGAGCCAAUACAAAUACACCAGAAAGUAACACGUAUGUUCAGUAACACAAAUGAGCCCUUUGAUAUACAGUAAAUAAAAAUGUGCACAAAUUAUGCGAACCUAAAUGCUAACUGUAACAAUUCUCACAUGCAUAUUCUUUGGUAGGUAUCAGCUACUAAUAUAAAAAACCCGGUGCUCUCCAAGUUCUCUAUAUUAUCUGGAAGACUUAAAAGUCAAACAUAAGGCAAUGCAACGUGCUUCUCAAUUAUUAAAUCACAUUCAUAUAUUAAAGAGCAUACAUGCAUUUCGCAAACAUACAUGUAUACAGAUGUUAAAAAUGUACAUAGCAUAACACAUACAGUACAGUUGCUCAUGGCCACACAUACAGGCAUAAACUAAUGAAAAAAUACAGCUUUUUAGCCAACUUUUAAAAGCUAAAUACUAGCUUUAACAAUGCUAAUAUGCAUAUUCUUUGGUUGGUAUCAACUACUUACUGUAUAUGAAAAACUUGGUGGUCUCUAUGUUCUUUAUAUCAUCUGAACCACUUAAGUCAAGUCAAACACAAGGCAAUGCAAUGAGCUUCUCAAUUAUUAAAUCACAUUUGUAUAUUAAGGAGCAGACAUGCAUUUCACAAACAUACAUGUAUACAGAUAUUAAAAAUGUACAUAGCAUAACACAUACAGUACAGUUGCUCAUGUACACACAUACAGGCAUAAACUAAUGAAUAAAUACUUUUAAAAGUGCUCAAUGUUGGGGUCCUUAGGUGGAGUGGGCAUAAAGGCUGAAUACUGCCUCCCCUGCUUUCACUCAGGAGACAACCACCUGUGGACCUGAGAGUUUUAGUUGACAUGUAGUUAGUUAGCAUGUCUUUUUUAUACAAAGAAACAGAGCCGAUUAUUAGGUUAUUAUUAGCAUUAUUGGAUCAUUGUUAGCAUCACAAAGCUCCUGUGAGUAGUUGUUAGCUGGUUGUAAAACAGAUAAAUUAAUAGUUAUGACUUUUAAUCACAUACAAAGGAAAAUGAGACCAUGAGGAACAAGAGUGAUUGUUUCUACGUUGUAAUAAAUGAGUGCCUGUAAACUCUGUCGGCAAGUACAUGUCAGAAGUGAUUAACUCUAUGCUGCUAAAUGAGUUUUACACAACAACAACUCAAAAUAAGGGCUGCAGUUGAAUGCUGACAAGCAGAGGCAGGACUUUUUUUGUCAUUAAACAUGACUCAAACAUAUUCUGGAUAUCGGUGCAGAGUAAAAGGGUACUACUUUGUCUGCUGGAGGCACAAACAUUCACUCCCAAAAUGUUUUUUUGUAGGAGCUUAGUGAAACUCCUCCCAAUACUGCUGAUCCUUUUACAGUUAUUUGACCAAAAUCUACCAUCCUAGUCAUAUUGAAAAUUUUGACCUAUUGACCUUCACAAAAAAUUCAGGUCAGGUCAUGUCCCCUGGAGACCAAGAACACCUCCCAACAAUUACAUGUGAAUCCAUCCUAUUGCUGUUAACAUCUCUGUGUGGUGUGGAUAUCAAACUAAAAUUAGAUAAGCGAUGAUAAAAGCAGGAAAUGCAUGAGACAACAUAGUCUGGACAGAUGACUCAGCAGAGCCAGUUUUAAAAAGGAAAACCUCCUGACUUCACUGAGGCUCAGUUGAAACAUCAGGAUUAAACUGAUCAGAUCGACUGCCGCAGACAUCUGACUCUGUAACUUUAGCUCUGCACUCAUCUCCAAAUAGAGCUGCUCUCAUUUUCUGCGGUAAGACAGAUUUUCUUUAUUUCAGUUACAGAUUUGUUUUGUUUGGUUGCCACAGGACACAAGCUCUCAUAUAGAAGCAUUUUGUUAUGUGUGUGGUUCAACAAUGGCCUCCAGAAACACUGCAGCCUGAUAUAGACAUCGACCAAAUAGAUAAAUCAUAAAGAGCAUGUGCUUCAGGCCUGCAGACAUGCUUUAGCAGAAACGAAUCACCAAAAACUGGGAGAAUUAGGUCUGCUGACCAUGGAUGACUUUGUAUUUCUAUCAAAAAUUGAAAACAAAGUAUGCGUAGUUUCUGUCAGUGUUUGUGGGAAAACAUAAGAUAUUAAAAAGCCAGCAUGGGAAUCACAGAAGACAGCCAUCGCCAUAUUAUCAUGGCAGGUCUCGUCUGUCGAAUCAAACUUAAUCUCUUUUUUUAAACCCCUAUCAUUUGCAGAGCACCGGAGCUCAGAUACAGGUGGCAGGGGAUUUGCUGCCCAACUCUACCGAGCGAGGGGUGACGAUAUCUGGGAAUCAGGACUCUGUAAUCCAGUGUGUCAAGCUCAUCUGCACGGUAAUCCUGGAGGUAGGAAGUGUCCCAUUCCUCUUUUCAUUCACCUCGCUGACAUUUUGUCAGAUCUCUGCUGCGGCUGCUACGUGACGGAAAUAAUUGCUGUUAAUAUGCAUGUUUUAUUUCACAAGUUAAUGUCUAUUCCACUGCAGCAGAAGUUAAUGCAUUUUUAGUAGGCCGCCGAAGUCUUGUGUGUUAUGUAAUGCUACCUCUGAAAGAAGUCGACUGGAUAUAGAGUGCUGCAGAGCGGGGAGUCAGUACCGUUAUCUUCAUCUCACAGAGGAAACAUAAAGAGAGAGCACACUUCCUUUAUUGUUUGGACCUUCACUGCUUUAAUCUGCCGGGUUAAGACAGCCGACAGAGCCAAGAGGUGCAGCUCAGGUCAGAACUCGGUAUUGUCGGAGAGGACACUAAGCUGCUAACGGAAAACAAAUCUCCCCGCAGCGAAAUCUGUCCACCUUUGGACAACAGCUCUCUUGAGAAAAUCGAGGAGGAGAUGAGAGAAAAAACAACCCCAAGCACAGUUUCUCCCUGUGUGUUCAUGGAAGUGCACAAGUCCUUUUUGUUUUAGCAUCGCAGCUGGACCUGACUGACUAAUUGCUAGUUUGAUCCAGUUUUCCAGGGCUUUCUUCAAAGGCUUCCAAGUUUCAUUAGGAUUCUGUACCAGCGGCCGCUUGCUUUUGGCUCCAAGAUUUAAAUUAUGCAAAGUUAUACAAAGAAUUUGCUGUGACUGCUGCGGCAGAAAAGAUGCUCUACAUUUUCAAUCCUGAAACAGUAUCACGAACAUUGCAGCCACUCGAUAAGAUAUACAGUGUCGUGUACACUGUAUAAUCCCCCCUUUUUGAUUGGUGUUUGAAGAAUUUUAUCUUUAAAUUUCUGCUUGUCAGUGGGUGCUUGAUUUAUCCAGAGGAUGAACCGCUGCAGGGCCCGCAGCUUCAACGCAAACCGAAGCUCAGAGCGGUUAUCCUCCAAGAAAUCUUAGUUUAACACUUCAAUUAUUCAAUGAAUGAGUCAAAAUAUCAAAGAAAACAAGGACGGGGAUAAUACUUGCAUCAGGAGUGGUUUAGUUGCUGUAUCUUAACGUACUGGAGAGUUUAAUAACAGAUACAUUAAGUGGCUCUUUCUUGAUGCUGAUGACACCCUAGAGCAUGUGGAUUCAUGUCUAUGAGUGUUUUUGUGUUGUUUUUCCUCCUUAGUCCCCUCCAAAGGGUGCCACCAUCCCCUAUCGACCGAGUCCCUCACCAGCUGCAGUCCUUAUCGCAGGAAAUCAGGUGAGAGAGUGAAAUUUUACCACAAAAAUAAGCCAGUGAGUAAAAAAAAAAAAAACAAUGUCAGAACCCGGUGGCUCUCCUCCGAUGAUGUUGUGGCCUCUGGCGGAGACAGCCAAUAUGUCAUGGCUUCCAGUGUAGCUAGCGGUUAAAGAAGAGGGACUCUCAGUCACGACUUUGUGUGUCAUCAGAGUUUACAGUCCUGUGAGCAAUUUGAAAACCAGAAGGUAGUUGGUGUUGAGAAUUUAGGCUGCACUUACACACAGAUAUCUGUUCAUAAACAUUCAUUUGAGCUCAAUCGUUCAUAGGCGACUGCUGCAUGUGUUAUAGAUUUGUCUUUUGCUGCAGUUCGACAAAGUAUCACUCAGGUUUUAUCAGGUAUAUGCACAUAUAGACUCACAGUUCAUGAUCUCAUUCUUUUUGCUUCAAUUUUUCUGAUACUAUUCAUGUUUUUUCUUUUAAAGUCAGAUGCUUAGAGGGGGUUAGAGGCCAUCACAAAACAAAAUCAGAACUCUAUAUCCUUGGUAGCGGUUCUGUGAGAGAGUAUGAUUGAUGAGAAUGUCACUGAUUUACUUCAGUCUUCUGACAAGGUGUGACAGCGUGUCUUACAGACUGGUUAUUUUCCAUCUUUUUUUUGCACUCUGGUAAACCAAAACUGAAGUAACUCAAGUGGUAACUCUGUGUGGUAUUGAGAGAAAAAGGUGAUGGACAACCAAAGUUGUUGCAGUUCAUCUCCUGGGAAACAUGACUAUCGUGAUCAAUUCUAGCAGUUCUAUCAAUAGGAAGUGAAAACAAUUAAGUCCUGCCACAUCCAGUCGCAAAAACAGUCCAUCGCUUUUCAUUUACUUUGUAUGCUGUGAUGGUUCCUCCUUUUUCUUUCGUCUUCUGGUGAAGAAAACACAGAAAAUACAGUGAUGUAAAACCUGCUGUGUGGCUGGAUGAACUUCUAGCAGGGUCAAGAACCCAGAGCUAAGUUUUUGUAAGCUGCUAGACAGUAAAAUUGAACUCUUAGAAGACAAAAAUGGAUACAGGCAAUAAGGAAAGAUGCAUCAGUAGGAGGAAAGAAAGGGAAAGCUAUGGGAUUGGGACAGUUGGUAUGCUCAGUGUGCACAUAAAGGCUUUCUGUGCUCUUUUCAUGCCAAGCUUUUAUUAGAUCUUUUAUAACAUCAGGGAUGUAACUUUGAAAGAGCCGAGGGUAUGCGCCUUGCUUAUUAUUUUAUGAGUCACAGUUGCUGGUUUGGCCGAGCAAAAAGUAGAAAUAGAGGCUUAGAUUAUGCUAUGGUCUGAUCAUCCUAUCUGGUUAGCCAGUAUGAUCUAAUAGGCCUUCACAAUACAGGGAAAAUAUGUGAUGUGUUAUUAUAUCACUGGAUAUUAUCCUUUUUUUUUUCACUGUUAAAUUGGCUCCAGUUGGGUCGCAGAAAGCUAGCUUAAGCUUAAGCCCCCACGCACCCCAAAUAGAUAGAUAGAUAGAUAGAUAGAUAGAUAGAUAGAUAGAUAGAUAGAUAGAUAGAUAGAUAGAAUAAAAUAAAACAGGUUUAAAUAAAUGGAUAAAUAACAAAAAUAGAUACAUAUUUAUUAAUUUCUUCUCAAAAAAAAGUUGCAAAAUGAUCAACAAUUAAAAACAGUUAAAUAAAAUAAAAAAUCAAAAGCUGUAAACGGCUGUGGCCAAUUAAAAAAAGCAAUAUAUCAGCGAACAAGGUGAAUAAAAUCUAUUCAAAUCUAUCUUAUUAUAUUGAAUUUCCCCCCCAAGGAUAAAUAAAGUUCUUCUUAGCUUAUCUUAAAAAUUCAAAUAAAUACAACUGAUUGCAAACAAGUAAUAUCCAAUACUUUAAUAGUAAUUCAAGGCUUCAGACACAUGUAGAACAAAAGCCAAAGGAUAGUUUCAGAGUGUAAGAAGAGAUUUAAAAGAGGUCACAGAGUUUACCUGCCUGACAUCCUCAGAAAGAGUAAAUGAUGUCAAACUGCGGCCAUAAUACAUAUUGAAUGAAAAACUAUUGCUUAUUCACAUGGAACAACUUUUCUUGUAUAUUAAGAUAGAUUGAGGCUUCCUCUACAAAUGCUCAUGAUGAAAUGAUGAUUAAUUGCUCAGUCCUGUUAUAAAAUAUACCACUCCACCUCUGGGUAUACAGUGAGGUAUAAUUUUCCAGGGAAAGCAGAUAGGAGACUGAGCUACACUGAAUACUCUGUGUACUUCUCCCCCCCUGUGUUACAAAUAUGGUGCUAAAAUAAUCCUUUGGCAUGCUAAAUAUGAUGUUUUUUUUGGCUGUCAGCACUUGGUUGUUGUUGAUGUUUUUCUCCAUGGUGGGUAUGGUUUUCAGGGAAUGAGAGCUUGUCGCCGACUCUAUCUAUAUAAGCUAAACACCUUGUUUAAAACUAGCCAGCAUCAGCUGACUGUGAUUUACUCUCAUCAACCUGGUGGUGGUGCUGCAAAAGAGAUAAGGGGAGACUUUAACCUGCUAAAGGCACAAAAUGGGGAAAAUAAGGAUCACUGUGGUCAUUAUAGCUCAAGCUUAGGCACCAUGAUUGUGUUUACCGUAUUCAAUACCUGCAUAGAAAUGUCAGUGCAAACCUAAUAAAGUGUCUACAUGGAUGACAGUGGAUUAGCAUUAACUGCAAACAUGCUAACCUUCCCUACCAACACAGAGCCAAGAGUCAGCAUCAUUGAGCUUCAGGAGUGGGUUUCACCAUCGAUCAAAUAUUUUGUUCUUGGCUCACUGUCGAAACACGACACAUAGGUGCUCCUCAGUGGGGGAUUGGGUGGUUUUGGAGAGUGUGUGAGAGUGGGGUUGAGUGGUGCAGAUGCCGCUGUUUGAGAAGGGACAGAUAUCCGCCCUCCCAUGGAGCAAGUCACAAGAUUAGCGAGUGAGCCUGGAGGUCUGCCUGCCGUCUCCUGCAGCUACAGCAGCAGCCAGAUAUUCUGCAUAGCUGUCAGCAGUUCUGACGCUGUUUGUGCUGCCUCAGACUCCGCUCAAUUUACAGAAUGGCUUUGUGUUUUUGAUAUUCCCCAUAAUAAGCUAUCAAAUUAAACCCCGGGCGAGGCAGUGGUCACUGGGAGAAGGCUUUAAUGAAGGCUGCGCAGUGAUAAGAAAUGUUUGUGUAAUUUGUCAGAGGAGGAAAUGGAGUGGAAUGGGGAAAGGGUCUGAGGAUGAGUCAUGGCCUAUAAGCCUGUUAGGUGUGUUAAAGUGUCAGAAAUGCUGCCUCCAGAGACCAUCUUGGGACAAAUUUGAUCUGCAAUGAGAGCCUAAAAAUACGGAAUUGGAGGUUUUUACUCAUUAUUUUGACGUCAAAUUUAUCACGGAGGGUUCAGCUCAUAAGCACAUAUUAACUUCCUCUAAUCACCACUCUGGUUCCAAAAAUAGCAACUGUAAGCAGAUGUAUAUAUGAAGAUUUAUCAGUAAUGAGUUACAUAUUUUCUCCUUGUGCUUCUCUUCUGUUUUGAAGGUGUUUGAGGCGUCAGAAUUUGCACCCCACCCUCUCUACUCAGUCACACAGGGUGGCCUGGACCUCCAGCAGGUAAAUGGACAAGAUAUCCUUUUAUUCUUUUAAACACCGGAUCUUUAACUUCAGAGAGGAGUGCGAGAGUGAGUUUAAAGGGCCGUGUGGAGCUGGGUGGCAAAUGAGAGCGAGGGCUUGUAUGGCAUGUCCAAAUUUACACAGCCCAUCAUCUGGCGCGAGGCAUUAAAAACAACAGCUGAGCGUAAGCUGUAGCUAUUGUUCUACCCCCCUGUCAUAAGAGCUAUAACCCCCUCCUGAAACACGAUGCCAUCACACAGCACUACCGCAGCUCUGCCGGCUCUUUUUUAAAUCCUACCCAGCUCUGCACCAGAAACAUUUCGGCUUUACGAAUAUUCCUCCCAUGACAGCAAUAGCAGACGCUGUCAUAAUAUCAGAAUGGGAGCAUAAGCCUCUGAAAAAUCAGGCCGUGGAUUUGAAGGGAAAAAAUGUAAUUGUGGGUAAUGAGUUUUAAAAGUUUACAAUCUUGAUCACUCAUGCUGCAAAUGAGAGGAUUAAUGCUUCUGAUUUGAUCUGUUCUUGUUCUUUCCUAGUAAAAAACAAAGCUGUAAUGUGCUGAUGCACCAUAAUGUCCAGGAUCUCCUCUUCAGUUUAUGACCAUGUAGGAAUAGUAGCCAGACUGCUGGCGUCAGGGGGAAUUGAAUUAGAGCAGAUAGAGAGAGAGAUAGGAGGACAGACAGAAAGACAAUGACUGAUAACUGGACACAGAUGCAUGGUUACAUACUGCAGAUAGAUGUACAAAAGUGAAGAUUAAUGAAAGUAAAGUGAGCAUGGAUGGGCUGAGUGAGAGAGAGAGAGAGAGAGAAAAGGGGGUUAACAUAUGUGAGUCUGCAUAAUUCAGUAUGACGGAGGGGGAUGGGUGAUGCUUCAGGUAGAGCUUCAGACGAUGAAAGAAACGCAAAUGAGCGAGAGAGAUUACUGCAAAGAAAUGGGGCAAAAGGCUGAGUACUGCACGGGUCAAACACCGGCGACUGUUUGUAUAAAUAAAGCGGGAAAUUUAUCCUCUAUCCUGAGUAAAACAAAGAGAUUUUCAGAGAUAGAUUCAAGGACUGAAUUUUACAUGACUUUCAGCUAACCGGCAUGACCGCAUAAGUGAUCUGUUACGGCUCUAACCAGGGACUAUUUUUAUUUAAUGAAUGCUUCUGACAAAUCCUUUAAAGGGGCAGUACACUUCAAUUAUUCACCUCUUGUUUUAUUUUGCAUGUCAUAUAAACAAUUUAAGUUGUUUUUCCCCCCUCUCAUGGUGGGCUUCUUGGUGUCGCCCCAGUAUAGUAGAGGAAAUUUGCAGGUAUUUGAUCACAGGUCUGAGUACAAAGCAUUUGAAUUUAGCAUUAGAUUUGAAUGUGAUUGAUGUAUGAAGUAUCAAAAUAUGAAAUUACUCAAUCUGGAUCGAUAAACGAAGUACACAUGUCCAAUGAACUGACUUUUCUUUGACAGGAUAGUCCACCAAAACUUUUCACAAAACCUACUUCACAGUCCGCAUAAAAGCCAUCCACACUGAGGUCUGUGGAUUAUCCCGAGUAACGGGUACACUCUGUCGAGAAAGAAAUGUUCCUGUUGAAUAUUUUAUAUUUCAUCUUUUAUGCUGGGAGAACAAACUUCCAUUAACCUACAUUGCAUCAGGGCGGAGGCAGAAAGUCUGACGUUGCUUCAAAAACCCGAACAAAAAUAUUUUAAAAGUGUGGCUCGCUUCUGCAGUGAUCAAGAUGUGAGUCUGAAAAAUACGAUCUGUUUGCUUGAUCGCCUUCUCUCUGUUUAAAUUCAGGGUUAAACCGCAAAAACUCAUUUUUCUUAUUGUGAAAAACAGGCUUGUAUUGACAGUGAAGCACUUCCAUUAAGAGGCAGCAGAUUUAUUGCCUGUGCGUGAUGUUUUAUUGCUGUAAUUUACCUAAUGCAGGAUGCUCUCCUCUUCCAGGCCUACACUUUGCAAAACCAAUACGGCAUUCCACACUCUGAGGUACGGCCAUUUGUGGAAAUAUCAUAAUUAAAUACAACAUGAGUAGUUUAUAGUUUUAGUGCAUUAUGCUUUGCUUUCUGUUCUGCAGCUGGCCAAGCUACAUCAGCUGUCGAUGCAGCAAGGCCUGAGUCCCAUUGCCCAGCCUGCUUCCACUAUGAUACCUGGUACGUACGUCAGUAUCAGCUCUGGAUUCUGUCCCUUAAGUCGAACAAAUGAUUGAACAAAGCAAACGGUCUUUGCUUUCGUCUUUGCUCUGCUCUUUCAUCUGUAACUUGCCGAAGAUUUUCAACCUGCUCCAGACAUGAGAAGAAAAGAAUCGCUUACAUUAGCCGCACUGAUUAUGAGCUUGUGUCAGUGAGGAGGGAGGAGAAGCGGCUUUAUAGCUCUCUCAUAGAAACUAUUAUGUGAAAUGAUACGUUCGGCAGAGUCAGAGAACUGGGUGAGAGAAAAGAAUGAGUGCCGCGUUAAACAUCAGUCCAUUAAAAUGGAAAUUAACUGCUUUACUAUAUCUAGCACUUCACCGCUCAAAGGCUUUUUUUUCUUCGGCAUUUGAAUAGUGUAUUUUUGUGACUAAAGGAGUUGAAUGAAUAAUAAAAUGUCUGAUAUGUCAAUUUGAUUCUGAGGAUGUUUGUAUUUUCUGUCAUCAGGGAUGGACUCCAACUCUCAGACAUCCCAGGAGCUGCUUAUUCCCAAUGAUGUAAGAAGAACAACAACUUACUUUCCGAGUUUCAUUUUUUUAUGUUGUUUUUGCCUUCACAUCUGACAAACAAGAAGGGGGGAAAAAAAACAGGAAGUCAUCGCUCAUCUCACAUGUACACAGCAAAGGAGCAGGAGAUUUUUAGAUGCAGUAGCUGCAUCUGCAGAGACUUCAAAAGAGAUGGCAGACAUGUUGGCAACUUCCUAAUUAUCCCCAUUAUUCUAACCUCAGACUAACCCAAGGUUAAAGGGAUUCUGAGCUGAUAUGGAUCCUUUGGCAUUAUUGUCUGUGCUGCAGUUGCAGUGUCUUAGAGUGACUCCCAUGAGUGCUCAGUAAAUCCUCUCAUGUUCCCUGACCUACUUAGAGGCUGUCUGCUGUCAAAACAGCCAAUAAGAAAACAGACAAAGAUCCUUUCCCCUCUUCACUUAGCCUCCGCCAGGGUUUGAUGAGAUGUCUCUCCAAACUGAGAGUGGAAAUCACAAACCUAUAGGUUCACUUUAAAAAAAAAAAAAAAGACCGCGUGCAGUUCCCUUCGGCUGGUCACUCUUGUAAUCCGCUCAGCUGGUUUUGGACAGAAAGCAUCUGGCUUUUAAUUGCAGUAAUUUGCUUCCUAUUGAAUUUCGUUUUUGGAAAAAUGAGGGAUGGGGGAAGCUUUCCUCUGAAGUGAAAUUUAUAAUUAGGCCAUUUAUAAUGUAUAACUUAAUUUGCAGAUGUUACAUCCAGUAUGAAGCAUAAUCAUUAUCAUCCAGGGUGAAUUAUUGCUCUGAAAAUGACGUAAAUCCUACAAAUAUGCAAAACAGCGCAGGAUACGCUCUCUUGAUACUUUCCUUUUUUAGACAUGAAACAUUUCAUUAAAGCUCCUGUGAGGAGUUUUUAGUGAGUUAUGAAACAGACUGAAAUUAACACUGAAGUCUUUUUAUGACCUAAAAAAGCAAACAAGACCAUCAACAAGAGGAGGGACUAUUUCUAGAUAUUUAUUUUUACUGUCUGAAUCAACCGGCAGAGGGGUAGAUGUCAGAUACAGCCUUUUUUUUUUCUCAUGCCUCUUAUUGAGUGAUACAUUUGGCUGUUUAAAGAGGGCAAGAGGAGAUAAACAUGUACGGGACAAAAGACUCUCAUAUGUUUAUAUUGUUCAGUUGCUUUUUUGUCUUUUAAGGGAAAAAAAUAAAACUUCAUCUCAAAUUUUAUGCCCGAGCAAAGAGGACAUUUUCAGACAGAGAUACCAUACAUUCUAGCUUCGCUGUCUUUGUUUUUAAAAUAGACAAAAGAGACUGAUGAGUUUCUCUGUACUGUAUCAGCUAUAGGCUAAACCCUUCAGCAACAUUUCUAAAAUGCCUGCAGGUUUUUUUCUUUCCAUGUAAACCCCCGCGUGGCGAGUGGCACAAUGCAUCAGAGGACUGAGGGAGUCCAGUUCUAUACGUGACAGGGACAGCUGUAAGCUCCAGCCAUUGUUCCAGAAGAGAGGACUUACAGCCAUGACUGAGCCUCCUCAGCCCUCCGUCCUCCCUCAGGCGGAGCGCGCUCCCUCCACACAAUCCCGCCCUGUGUGCUCACACACACUGAACACAGAGGGGACUUUCACAUACACACACAGAUGCAUUUAAAACUGCUCGCACCCCGUCAGCAGAAUAUUACGUACUUCUUCUGCACAUGGAAGAUUUAGCCUGAAGAAAAAUGGCUGCACCCUCAACAUCCCAUCCCUCUUCCUGUUGUCCUUUCAAAUGACUGCCUCAGCAGGAACUCAACAAAAUAUAGGCCACUAAUAUGAAGAGCAGAGGCAGCUUUAAUGAUCGCACACUCAGGAAAAGUAAUCACCACGGCCAGCAUACCUGAGGUGCCUCCUGUGAGAUUUAUUUAGCUCUGGCUGCAAUUUUAAAGUGUUGUUUUUUUAAGGUUGUUCAUACAGGAAUGCUGUUGUCUGAGGUCAUACACACCAAAGUGGGUGAGCUGUUGACAGCUGGCGUCUAUUGACAGCUGCUUUAAAAGCCCAGGGUCCAGAAGAGAUUCCUGGUCUCGGAGGGGAGGUGUUGGCUUGGAGGGGAGGGGGGCUGUUAUCUGUGAUUUGAGGUCUGUAGUGGCUAUUGUCUUUGGAGUUGCUCUGUAGGAUCGGUCCCUCUGAAGCUCCGCCCCCCUCCCAUGAAUAAACUGCUGAGCCAAUAAUAGCCGGGCGGACCAAACAGGUCGCUGUGUGACAAAUCAGACAUUGUGGAACAGGCUGCUUACUUCUCAGGAAAGGAAUGCAAAACGCAGAGACAAGUGCAGCAUGAACACUCUGUGUGUGUGUAUAUGUGUGUGUAUAUAUAUAUAUAUAUGUGUGUGUGUUUUUUUGGACCUGUGUGUUGGUUGCUGUUUAGCUGCCACCACACACAAACAUAUGACAAGUACUUCAUCACUGUCUGCCUCACUCACAUGCAUAUCUGGCAGCAUAACCCUGUCACCGAGCUCUGACACUGCGCACUUGAGCUGAUAUGCACUCCUUGGGCUCCUGCUCUGUUAAAUAUCUAUCAGUGUUAAGAGGCGGGGGUCCAGGUUGGCUAAUGAAAGCACAACAAAAGUGAUAAUGUAUUUUGGAAUACAAUAAAAACCCAUGUCAUUGUCUAAUCCACUCCCGGCUGAGGGAGAAGCCGACAGGUCUGUACAUUAUAUAUCGGAGUUAUUUUCCCAUUAUGUUUUUCCAUUAGCGCAGAGAUGCAUCUCGCCGGGCGUGCGUUUGGGAAGUGAUUUGUUUGGGAAGUCAUCACCACUCUGAGGAAUCAAUAACCUUUUAGCCACUCAGAUUAAUGAGAGGCAAAUGUGCCUUCUCUGGUCUCUUUUACCAGUGCACGUGCAGAAGCAAUUAAGGGAGACUCAGAGGUGGGGGGUAAGGGUGGGGGUAAGUGGUUUUGACAUGCAUGAUGGAUGAGCAAUCCACUGAAGACAAUGUAAUUUCAAUUUUUGAAGUGGAUUUGCAGUAAGUCGGUUCAAUAAGGGUGCAAACUUUUGUUUUGGUUCCUCUCCUCUUCUGGAUUCUGUUCAAUUGUUUUCAUUUCAAGCUUUGUUCAGUGAUUUGCUGACCUUUUCCUUAUAAAUAAUGCCUAUUCCUCUUCUGUGUAUCUACAGGAUGAUUCAUCUUUUUUUUUUUAACUAACCACCUGACCCCUCUCACCUUCUCUCUGCUGCAGCUGAUCGGCUCGAUCAUCGGCCGGCAGGGCACCAAGAUCAACGAGAUCAGGCAGGUGUCCGGUGCUCAGAUUAAAAUUGGCAGCCAGCUAGAUGGGACAAGUGACCGUCAUGUCACCAUCACAGGAACACCGGUCAGCAUCAACCUGGCCCAGUACCUCAUUACCUCCUGGUAAGACCCGGUGUACAGGCGUCUAAUGAAUCACUGCGAGUGCAGGCCUGAGAAAGAAAGGCAUUGGUUUAAAAGGGUCAAAGGUCAUUCGAUAGAGUGAUAAGUGAUAAUGAGGUAUGUCCUUGUGCUGCUGGUAAUUGGCCUCGAGGGAGUGAGUGAAAGAUUGGUUGUGCAGCUCGACAUGGAGGCGGUGAUUUUGUUGGAAUUCGUUGUCUGCAGUGAAGCUCUGGCAUGUCGUUUUUAAUCAGCUGUCUCCAUCCGUAAAUAUUGUGACACAACACAAGACACAAUGUUUUAGCAUUUAAUCAGUGAAAAAUAAAAACAGGACGACUAUUUGCAUAUAAAAGUACUUAUGCAGAUUACAUAAGCUGAAGCAAUAAAGAGAAUAAAAAGAGAAAUAAAUGAGACAAUGUAUAAAUAAGAAACAGUGUGAACAAUAAAAGAAGGCAGCUGCUUUCACAGUAAAUACAGCAGCAACAUUUAGCCUCCAUUUUUUCUUUCUUUAUAUUAAUUAAAUAUGAGCGCCAAAUUCAUAGAACUAUGCUUUCUUAAUGAUGAUAUUUAGCGCCUUGUAGCAGUAGAGACUGUGGGGAUGAUAAAUGCAUUCACCUCUCAAUGUUUUUUUUUUUCUUUUACUGUUUGCCAAAAACAAAGAGAGCGAAACAAAAGAAUACUUACUGCGGGGCUGUGCUGCAGCCAAAAAGAGCCCGGUGCUCUGCUUCAAGUGUGAAAAUUAAAAUAAUGAUUAUGUUCUUAGAUCAUUUUUCAGAUUUAUUUUUUAAACAAAUGUUCCUUUUUUUGGCAGACAGAGGAUUGUGCAGUAUGAAACUCUACAAAAUUAUCAUUACUUGGAAAAAAUAGACCUACUGUAUGUGAAGUUACAGGGAACCCUUAUAAAAAAAUGUGUGUGAGACUCAGAUAUGAUUAUGACGACUAGCAAGGAAUAGCUCAUAAACACAAGUUGAAAAAAAAAAUCAAGAAAUCAUGAGAUGAUGGUUAAAAAGUCCCCACAAUGCCCUACAGGAUAAAAUGGUGAGAUAGUAGUGGUUUAUGUCUAAAAGGUAGAAGGUCAUCUGGAGCGUGAUAUCAUAAUGUCUGCCAAAAAUCUUCAUUAAUUCCUCUGCUGCUGUGUCACACACACUUACUGGUUUCCCAGAUUUUGAGCUUCAAGUGAUUAUUGUUGCACCAUGUGACGAGCCUCUCUAUCUAUCAGGGCUCUGUGCUCCUCUGUAAAAAUAGUCUUCAAGUGAAGACAGCAUGUUUCUGAGCGGAAAAAGAAAAAGUGUUCACUGAAACUAUUUCUGGCAGCGAGCAGCUUUCAAACACAAACAUUCAGACUCAGUCACGGUUUGGUGCAGCACUGUGGUAACCCUUUAUAAUAACCAUUGUAUACUGUAUAUACGGUUAAAUGACGACUAACUGAUGAUCAUUUGAGAGUUAAUUCACUUUAGUUUAUAAUUUUUAUUUAAAUUGAUAAUAAUGUUGGCUUACUAUUAUAAUUCUGAUUUAUUUUUUCAGCACUUAAUGCCAAAUAAAAUCAUUAAUUUACACAUUAUUACAUUUUAUGAUAAGUAUUUUAUUCAGUAUUUGUUUUAGGUUGUAAAAUGGGGUUUUAAUGGCUGAUUCAAGUUGCACUUUAUUAUUUAAUACUUCAUAUAAAUUCUUUAUACAGCAUCCCAAACUUUAAUUUACAUAGAACAUUAAUACUUUGUCAGGGGUAAAUAAUUUGACUUUUAACAGGCUAUAAAUCUUAUUUGGAUGGGUAUUAUGUGAGAAUUAGUUCCCAAGGGACUUAAUUGAUCACACAGAGUUUUUCACAUCUUCAGCUGAUUAACAGUUUUAAAGUUGCAACUCUUGUGUAGAAUACUGCUUAAUAAAUACUUAAUAUAUUUAUAUUAUUUGGAUGGCUAUUAUAAAGUUGCGCCAAACCUAGAGGAUAUUAUUUUCACUACGGGCUGCAUUACGUCAUGGAAAACAUUUAAGGAAGUGUAUCGCACUAACAGGCCACAUUCUCUGAGAGUCACCACAGAGAAGUGAUUAGCAAUGUAGUAAUGUUCACCACAACCCCAACGUUAUUCAGCCGCUCAGUCAUUGUCAUAUGAAGCGCACACUAGACCUCUAAAAAGCUGCUGUGUAAUACAUUUGUGGUUAUGGGACUCGCAUGUUCUUUAGGUUCCUCAUGUCAUUUAAGAUGCAGAGUGGGUCUGAUACCCUGAUGCUUAGAAUUCCAUACAAUGACGUCAACAUCCUGUGAACAGGCUAGUAUGCAAGCUUACAUGUUAGCCUGCCGUGUAUUAGACUCCUUGUAGAGGUUGGAGUGUUUUCUUCCUUUCAUGCCACUGUUUUGUACAAUGUUUUGCAGAAUUCUUGUCUUUUUUAUCCUUUUCUUUAUGAAGUUGUCAGGUUACAUCUCUAGGUCUUUCUCUAGAGCUACAAACUCGUAGUUUGUUGUAGACCUGUCAGCAGGCUUUGCAGUGAGGGGUCAGUGAAGCUCCCCUUUUAAAGAUAAGAAACUUUCCCCACUGUUUCAGCCGCAGUAUAAUCCUCUAUUCUUCAUUCUGUCCUCCCCCGUCCUCUCUGCCCUCAUAGUUUAGAGACCGCCAAAUCCACGGCCCAGGCAGCCACCAUGGCAGCUCCGGUCGACCUCAACAUGGCCUUCACCCAGCCAGCCUCCCCUGCUGCCUCCCCUGCACCCACCCUGGCCACCGUGGGCGCCCUGACCCCAGCUCAUAUGCUGGGCACCCCGUACGGAGCCAUGCCCCUCUCAGGCCUGCUGGGGGUGAAGUCUGUCCCUUUUCUGACUCUGUCCAGCCCGGCCCCCACUGUGGCCGUCACCGCAGCACCCUCCCACUCUACUCUGGCCGCCUACACCGCCAAAAUCUCCACAGCCAACUGCAUUAAAAAGCCAGAGAGACAGAAGUUUGCCCCCUACUGA